AUGAGUUCCAACAGAAAAUCCACCUCCGAGAAACGAAAAGGCGUUGAGGCUGACUCCUCUCCCGGCACGAUCAAGCCCAUCGGAACACCCUAUCUAUCUUCCAGCCAUUCAAUCGGCGUUCCCCACUCGAAGCAAGCCACAUGCGAAGCGUCAGUCACCUCCGGUCUGACCAAACUCAGUGGCAAGACCGCUGUCUCUUCCGGCGUCUUGAUCGGCGUACCUAAAUCGAAGAACCCCAAUGAUUAUGUUGGCCAUAUCAAGCUUGUGAAUGGGCAGGUUCUCAGUGACAGUCUCGUGCUAGAUGAUGCCGAGAUAGCUUCAUCACGCCGAGUUCUGCUUCAUGUUCAAACACAUGACGGUCCGGUGAUGAAGUUGUACCUAUGGGACAAGGCUGGCACCAACUUUAGUGAGAAAUUUAAAGCAUCUGGAGGAACAGCACGUGUUAUUUUAGUCACUACCUUAAACCCAAAACGACUUGGAGGUGCCUUAGCUCUCUCCUCUAUGACGCCAUCACGUGUGUUUUUGGACACUGAUGUCCAAGCAACCCGAGAUUAUCUCACUUGGAUGAACACGAACCUAGAUGUUGCUAACAGAGUUGAUGCAGACAUUGUCACCAAGACUGAGACAGUGACCAUAGGCGAGCUCUUUUCCUAUAUGAAGCAGGAAGAUGCCAAGGUUGUUCAGUACCAAUUGGUUGCUUGGUUUGAGUGCAUAGCAACCAUUGGUGAUGUUGCGCACGGUUCAUCAUGGUAUUACAUAGGCUGUGGUGGGUGCCACACUAAGGCAACCAAAGGGCCUACCAGCCUUAUGUGUAAGAAAUGUGGGAAAACCGAUAUUGUUGGUGUUGCACAGUACCUGGCCAAGAUCACCGUGUAUGAUAAUGAUGAUCAAGCGACUUUUGUGCUCCUUGGUGGUGCUGGACAUGAGUUAUCUGGAAAGAAAGCUUCUGAGUUGGUUGAGAAGUAUUUCGAGGCCAAUGAGAAUGUAGGAGAUGAUCACUUGGUUCCAGUACCUCAAGCUCUUAUAGAUACCAUAGGACAGACUCGCAAAUUCGUUGUGAAGGUGUCAGAUCACAAUUUGACUGGCAAGACCCAAGCUUUGACUGUGACAAAUGUGCUCACUCCAGAAGUUCCAGAAGCUAAAGCCAAUCUAGAAGGAAACGUGGCUGUACCAGACACACAGGAAACUUUGCAGAAGGAAGUUGCUGAUGAUGAUCCUUCCACAUGCUUUGGGAGUGUGAAGAGGGCUGCUGAUAAUGUUGAGGCAGAAGAUCCCAAGCGAGCCAUAAGUGGCUAG
Messenger RNA from Brassica napus (rape), 1296 nucleotides. RefSeq lists its product as uncharacterized. Lineage: Eukaryota; Viridiplantae; Streptophyta; Magnoliopsida; Brassicales; Brassicaceae. Gene Ontology annotation, cellular component: nucleus. Bases 1 to 1296 code for a protein of 431 amino acids. The transcript is spliced from 8 exons. Gene Ontology annotation, biological process: DNA replication; DNA recombination; DNA repair. The record is from RefSeq and is a predicted model, not a curated record. Gene Ontology annotation, molecular function: DNA binding.